Scatophagus argus is the source of this 930-nucleotide messenger RNA. Its product is annotated as C-X-C motif chemokine 11-like. Gene Ontology annotation, cellular component: extracellular region. Lineage: Eukaryota; Metazoa; Chordata; Actinopteri; Scatophagidae. The transcript has 4 exons. Gene Ontology annotation, molecular function: chemokine activity; CXCR chemokine receptor binding. Bases 69 to 476 code for a protein of 135 amino acids. Gene Ontology annotation, biological process: chemokine-mediated signaling pathway; inflammatory response; antimicrobial humoral immune response mediated by antimicrobial peptide. The record is from RefSeq and is a predicted model, not a curated record.
GGAGUAAGAGUAUAAAACAGCAACAUGUGGCUCUGGGGCUCAGUGUCAGCGCUCAGCUUGUCUCCAGCAUGAAUCUUCAGUCUGCCUGUCAGCUCGCUUUCCUGAGCCUCUGCUGUGUACUUAUCACAGUGAAGGAGUCGGGCAGCACGUUUGUCCCGGGAAGAUGUUUGUGUCCGCAGACAGAACCGGGUGUCAGAGGUCAACUGAAAGAGCUCAAAGUCUUCCCAAAGAGUCCCAUCUGUGACAAAAUCACAGUAAUAGUGACACUGAGGAGUAACAACAUGACGGUGUGUCUGAAUCCUGAGGCACGGAUGGGCAAGCAGCUGAUUCGCUGCUGGAACAGAGUUAAUGAGUCGGGUCAUGACACGAAGCUGUGCCUGAAGAGGAUGAGGAGAGCGAGAGGAAGUCGACGCCAGCGGGCCCGACAGAGGAGCCGGGGCCUGAGGGGAAGAGCUUCAUCCUCCAACUCCCAAUAGUCAACCAACCUGACAAAUGAUUCAAAGCCACCACACGGAGAGAAGAGCGUGCACGUGGAUUCUUGCCACACUGUGGAGUUCAGACCACCAGAUGCAGUUAAUAAACACUUAACAUGUUACAGUUUUUUUCUAAACCUCACACAGCCCAGACGUCAAGCUCCCGUAAACUGCUGUCCAGGCUGUGAAUCAAACUCUCAUUCUAGGCCAGCAGCAGGGUUUAUAGGUUUUUUUUUCCUGUGCAAAUGACUGAUGCAACAUUGAAAACUAAGCCCUGGAGGCUUGUCAUAAAUGUUGACACUAGCUUUCAAACACUGUUAAAUGAUCAAUGUAUUGUUCAUGUGUGGUUCUGUAUAUGCAGCUGGUAAACUUUACUGAAGAAACUUAGCUGGUUAUUUAUUUUUAUAUGAAAUUUUGUGACAUUGUAUUUUUAAAUAAAUAUGCAGUAUUAGAAUAA